AUGUCUUCAAAGAAGAAAGUCAACAAAAACGUCACUCCGAAGAAGUCGACCAGGUCAACACCAAAGAGAAAAGCGAAGGAAGUAUCGGUCGCUGCGCAAGAUGAGCAAGCCGAUCCAGCUCCUGCGAGCUCGACUCAAGCUCUGAAUGAUCUCGAUGGCGAAGAAAUAGAUGGGGUAGAGUUUCAUGAUGCAGAAGAGGAAAUUGCCGAGCCUUCGAAUCAACCGAACCAACACCCAGUUCCUCUUAUUCCUUCCCGUUCAAUCAUCGAACUGAAGAAAGAAGAACACAUUUCCAUCGGCGCAAGGGUCGCAAUGAGCAGCCCUUCCGUCACGAUCUUGGUCAACGACAGAAAUAAGAUCCAUGAAUUCAAAGUCCAUGAUUCGGAAAGGAGUGCCUUCACCGUGAAUGAUUACAUUUGGAAGACCAGAGUCACAUCUCCACACUUUGCCCACUUUUUCGGCUGGUUGUACACUGGAACUGUUCUGGAUACCGUGUGCUUCGAUUCAGAGACUUUGGAUCAAGAGCUUUGGGACCUUGGCGAUUUUCUUGAGGCACCAGGCUUCCAGAAUUACGUCAUGGAUGAGACCAGAGCAGCGUACCGAGACGGCGAGGAGCAAAAAUAUUACAUGUCCACUCGCGCGAUUAGGUCCAUCUACACAAUGGCUAGUGUGGGCCCUCAAUUUCGAUUGUUGGCGUGUGACAUUAUGAAUUGUCUCGACGUCGUCCAUUCGCAGAAUUAUGGAAGUUCAAAAUCUUGGGCAAACCUCAUCAAGGGCUGUCCAGCUUUGAAGAAGAAUCUGGCUGAUAGAGAGCAUAUGGAUUGGGGGGUCACGAGACCAUGGGACGAUGAAUAUCGGGUGAACUAUAUGGUAGCAGAAAAGCCAUUGGGUGAGGCUUGGGAAGUUGAGAUUCUGGGGCGAGGUCUACGGGCCGAAGUUGAGCAACGAGCUAAGAAUGAGGAGGUUUCAGGAAUGGUUGAGUUGGAGCAUCUUAACAGAGAUAAUCAGAAGAGCAAACGUGGUGCAAAGUCUUAG
Molecule: messenger RNA, 1035 nt
Organism: Mollisia scopiformis
Lineage: Eukaryota; Fungi; Ascomycota; Leotiomycetes; Helotiales; Mollisiaceae
Exons: 3
Coding region: 1-1035 (344 amino acids)
Source: RefSeq, a predicted model, not a curated record